AUGUAUUUAGCAUUAUGCACAGUAAUUCUGUUCACUGUGUCUGGGAACAGUUUGGUUAUCAUUGCUAUUGCUCAUUUCAAGCAGCUUCAUACACCAACAAACUUUCUGACGCUUUCUUUAGCAGUUGCUGACUUUCUUCUGGGUGGACUGGUAAUGCCACCAAGUGCGAUCAGAACUGUUGAAAAAUGUUGGUAUUUUGGGGAUCUCUUCUGUAUAUUGCAUAGCACAAUAGACCUCUUGCUUUGCAUAACUUCUAUUUUGCAUCUUUUCUUUAUUUCUAUUGAUCGCUAUUAUGCAAUUUGCCAUCCUUUUAAAUAUAAGUCCAAAUUUACAGUAAUUCUUAUAAAAAAGAUGAUUUUCAUUUGCUGGUCUCUAGCAGCUGUUUAUGGAUUUGGGAUGAUUUUCAUAGAUCUCAAUAUAAAGCCUAAAGAGAGUAUAGUUGAUGGAAUCAGUUACAAGUAUUGUGUAGGAAGUUGCACUGGUAUUCUAAAUGAAGUCUCAAGUACUAUUUCUUCAGUAAUUUCCUUUUAUAUUCCCGGAUCUAUUAUGAUUGGAAUCUAUGUCAAGAUUUACAUGGUAGCAUCAAAGCAGGCCAAAUCUUUAUGA
Molecule: messenger RNA, 606 nt
Organism: Polypterus senegalus (gray bichir)
Lineage: Eukaryota; Metazoa; Chordata; Cladistia; Polypteriformes; Polypteridae
Product: trace amine-associated receptor 1-like
Exons: 1
Coding region: 1-606 (201 amino acids)
Biological process (GO): adenylate cyclase-activating adrenergic receptor signaling pathway
Cellular component (GO): membrane
Molecular function (GO): trace-amine receptor activity
Source: RefSeq, a predicted model, not a curated record